AUGGUUCGGGCGGUGGACCGAGGGACCCCCAGGAGAGAGUCUAUAGCUACUGUGGUUAUCACUGUGCAGGACCGCAAUGACAACAGGUAAGAGACAGGCCAGACACGGAGGAGCUGUCACUUUGUGACAACUGCUGACUUAAUUGAUUGAUUGAUUGUUUUUUUCGAUUGAUUGAUUGAUUUUAUUUCAUUUUUUUUACCCAACAAGCCCGCGCUUCAUCAAUAAAGACUUCACAUUCUUCGUGCCAGAGAACUUCCCGGGGUUUGGCGAGAUCGGUGUUCUCUCGGUGACAGAUGCAGACGCGGGCGAGAACGGCUGGGUGGCGCUCUCCAUCCUCAACGGCAGCGACGUCUUUGUGAUCGACACGGGCCGCGGCGCUCUAAGGGCCCGGACCCCUCUGGACCGGGAGCAGCAGGGGACGUACUACCUCUGGAUCGAGGCGGUCGACGGAGGGGAACCUGCGCUCUCCUGCGUCACCAUGGUUACUGUCCUCCUCCUUGACGUGAACGAUAACCCUCCCGUGGUCUUGUUCCCCCAGUCUAACCAGUCCUACAUGCUGGUGUUACCUAGCACCCUCCCAGGGACCUCCAUCACGGAGGUGUACGCCGUGGAUAAAGACACAGGGAUGAACGCUGUUAUCGCCUACAGCAUCGUCAAGAGGAAAGGUGGCGAGCCGGGAUCGUUCGACAUCGACCCGGACACGGGGAAUAUCACGUUGAAGAGAGAACUGAGCGACCGCGGUCUCUAUAGUCUGCUGGUUAAAGUCUCGGACCGUGGUCAGCCUGAACCGCUCCACGCCACGGUCCUGGUCAACCUCUUCGUCAACGAGACGGUUUCUAACGAGAGCUAUAUCCAGAGUCUUCUCACCAGGGAGGCCGAGAUCCAGAUCGAGGAGAAGCCGUGGUAUGUGGGGAAGCUGACAGAGAGGCCUGGCAGAGAGGAGUUGUUCCCCUGUCGGCCGGUACUCAUAGCUCUGUCAGUCACCUGUCUAGGACUACUCAGCAUUGUCGUCACAUUGACUGCUUAUAUAUGCUGCAAGAAACUGAAGAAGCAUCAAAUGAAAAGACUAGAGGUUGAGAUUCCUUUGAAGAUGAACGGUGACUCGCAGGAGGUGGGUAGAAAGCUUAUGGAAAUCUCCAACAUUUGA
Coregonus sp. 'balchen' is the source of this 1147-nucleotide messenger RNA. The record is from the annotation of a GenBank genome assembly. Lineage: Eukaryota; Metazoa; Chordata; Actinopteri; Salmoniformes; Salmonidae.